Messenger RNA from Dunckerocampus dactyliophorus (ringed pipefish), 4890 nucleotides. It is a transcript of the gene phex, whose product is annotated as phosphate regulating endopeptidase homolog, X-linked. Gene Ontology annotation, cellular component: plasma membrane. The transcript has 23 exons. The record is from RefSeq and is a predicted model, not a curated record. Gene Ontology annotation, biological process: protein processing. Lineage: Eukaryota; Metazoa; Chordata; Actinopteri; Syngnathiformes; Syngnathidae. Bases 120 to 2360 code for a protein of 746 amino acids. Gene Ontology annotation, molecular function: metalloendopeptidase activity.
GCGGGAGGGGCAAAGGGCUUGGAGAGCUGGGUUAAAGUUGGAGGAGCUGCAGAGGGACACGAGAGCUGAGAAGAAGGUUUGGACUUUGUACAGUUUGUGUGUGUGUGUGUAUAUAAGUCAUGGAAGUGGAGCAUUUAAGCGGCGGAGAGGUCAAACCCGAGCGGGGCAACGGCCGUCGCUACAGGAUAGCGUUUAUCGUGUGUGCGUUGCUCUGUGGGGCUCUUCUACUUGCACUCAUACUGGUUUCCCAAAGAAGCAAGCAGCAAGAGUUCUGUCUGACUCCAGAGUGCAUCGAAGCAGCGGGAUCUAUUCUGAGUAAAAUGGAUCGGUCCAUUGAUCCCUGCGAGGACUUCUACACUUACUCCUGUGGCGGCUGGCUGAAGGACAAUGCCAUUCCCGAGGAGUCGUCCUCGUAUGGCAUCUACCCCUGGCUCAGGCAGCAUGUUGACAUGCGACUCAAAGAGUUACUUGAAACUCCGACUGACGCAAACGAGCUGGAGGCUGUGACCAAGGCCAAGAUCCUCUACCGGUCCUGUAUGAACGAGACGUUACUGGAAGAGAUGGACGGCAAGCCCAUGCUGAAGACACUCAAGCAGCCUGAGUUUCGCUGGCCCGUGGUGGGCGACGGCCUUGGCGGUGACUUCCGGUGGUCCGAGGAGGAGUGGAGUCUGUUGAGGACUCUGGCCGAGAUGAGGAACCAGCACAGCAAGAGCGUCCUGAUCCGCCUCUACGUCUCCCCCGAUGACAAGAACUCCUCCAGAUACAUCAUCAAGCUGGAUCAGGCCUCCUUGUCUCUGACCUCGAGGGAGGACUACACAACCAACACCUCAGCUGCGCAGAUGUAUCGUGCAGCCUUGUUGAGUCUCAUGGUGGACACGGCCGUCAUGUUGGGCGCUCCCAAGACGAUGACAACGAGGGUCCAGAUGGAAAAAGCGCUGGACUUUGAGACCAAACUGGCUCAUAUCCUGAUUCCCUAUGAGAACCGCACCAGUGAGAACAUGUACAACAGGUACACGCUGUCCCGGCUGCAGCGCCACAUGCCACAGUUGGACUGGUUGGGCUUUGUCAAGUCUGUGGUGGAGUCCAACAGCGACGUGGCUCGCUCCGUCUCCUCCUCGGAGCCUGUCAUUGUACGAGUGCCGCAGUACUUCAGGGAACUUGUCAAGCUCAUUAACGCCACGGAUUCCAGGACCGUCGCUAACUAUGUACAGUGGAGAACUGUUUUUUCCAGGAUCACCACCCUCAGCCGCCGUUUCCUCUACAGAUACCUGGACUUUGCUCGGGUAACCACGGGAACCACGUCUCUGACCCCGCGCUGGGACAAGUGCGUCAACUAUGUGGAGAACUCGCUCGUCUACGCCACGGGCCGCCUCUUUGUCGACACCCACUUUCAGGAGGACAAGAAACACAUGAUGGACGAGCUGAUCGACGGCGUUCGCUGGGCGUUCAUCGACAUGCUGCAGAAGGAGAACGAGUGGAUGGACGACUCGACCAAGGCGAGAGCCGUAGAAAAGGCUCACGCCGUCCUGGCUAAAGUCGGCUACCCCGAAUUCAUUCUGAAUGACACCUACCUCAAUGACGACUUAAACCAGCUAGAGUUCCUCGAGACGGACUACUACGGCAACGUCAUGCAGACGCUGAAGUUCAUCGCUCAGUCCGACGUGGCCUGGCUUCGUAAGAGGGUCCCGCGUACUGAGUGGUUCACAAACCCGACAACAGUCAACGCCUUCUACAGCUCAUCCACCAACCAGAUUAGAUUCCCAGCUGGUGAGCUCCAGAAACCUUUCUUUUGGGGUAACGAGUACCCAAGGUCUUUGAGUUACGGCGCCAUCGGUGUGAUUGUCGGACACGAGCUGACGCACGGUUUCGACAACAACGGCCGCAAAUAUGACAAGGACGGCAAUUUGGACCAAUGGUGGAGCAACUCCUCUGUGAUGGCCUUCACCGACAAGACUCAGUGUAUGGUGGAGCAGUACAACGACUACCACUGGGAGGAGGCGGGAUUGAACGUGCGGGGAAAGAGGACGCUAGCAGAGAACAUCGCAGACAACGGAGGAAUAAGACAAGCUUUCAGGGCUUACAGGCGGUGGGUGGACGAGAGCCGAGGCGGCACAGAAGAGCCUCUGCUUCCCGGAGUCGGAUUGAACAACAACCAGCUGUUCUUCUUGAGCUACGCGCAUGUCAGGUGUAACUCGUAUAGACCGGAGGCGGCCAGGGACCAGAUACAGAGUGGAGCUCACAGUCCACCGAAGUACAGGGUUGUCGGAGCGAUGAGCAACUUCCCAGAGUUCGGCAAGGCCUUCAGCUGCCCUGAGUUGUCAGUCAUGAACAGAGGCGCACAGUCCUGCCGGGUGUGGUGACCCUCGACCUCAAGCCCAACCGGGCUGUCCGAGCCAUCGGCUGACCGAGAGGCGGAGCACGCUGGCGCCCCGAGUGGAAGUGGAAGGAGCAGCAGUGGUUUAUCCACAGACAUGUUUGGGUUUGUACGAGCAGAAUGUUGUAGAGAGUGAACUUAUUGGUGGAGACCUUCCAUCAGGGGAAGAAGAUGUCUAACUGAAGCUUUGGAUGAUGGAACGUCUUAAUUGAAUAAACAUUUUUAUCCCUCAGUGGCGCUACUAUCUAAUAAUUGUUACUUUCUUCUUCAAUUUAGCAUUUUAUACAGUAUGUUUGCCAAUCAGAGUUUGCGGAAUAAUGAAUAAUGAUAAUACUAUAAUAAGAAUAAUAUUACAAAUAUUUUUAAUGUCAUAAGUUUGUUACUUUUAUAAAGAGAUUGCAUGCACAAAAAUCCCAAAAUUGCAGCAGACAUCCAGAUGUUGCUAUGGGAACCGUCUCAGCAGCCCUAGUGCCUCUAUUUUGUAAGUGUAAGUGAACUUAAAGCACAUGUCAGGGACAUUUUAUGAACGAUUUUAUAGACAUUUCUAUUAGAGUCUGAAUGAAAACAUGGGAUUAGUGAGCCGAUUGUCUUGUGUGGUUAUUGAUUUCUGACCCACUGUCACACUCCACUUGAUGCCAGCAGUUGCCGUGGCAACCCAUUGUGUUUUCUCUCCCAUCGGGGUGAUCUUGAAUGUGAUUGUUUGUGUGUCUCUCUGUGUGGCGGGAUAGAGGGGGGCCAUGAAUGACAUAUAUCUGCGGCAACCCUGGCGGGACUGGCAUCGAUACACACUAAUUAGAAAAACAGUCCCCCUCUCUCCAAGGAUGUGUGUAAAUGAGAUGGACAGUAAUGAGGCGAGAUCUGCUCUUACGAGGUGUGUAAGCAACACACACGCAUACACUCGCAAGCCCCUGGUAGCCAUUGUGUCAGAUGCUCAUUAGCAACAUGUUAAAUCUGCUUUUAUUGCACCGUGGACAGCUACAAACCAGGAAGUUUACUGGUGUUUUUUCUCUAUUAUAUUUAGUUAGCUAGCAUACACAGCAACAGAUCUGAUCCUUUCUUUGUUAUAUAUUUGCAUUGCUGCUUGUUGCUAUGCAGGAUUCAUGAGGCACAACCCAUAUAAAAAGGCACACACUUUCUGUUUUGUGUGCAACCUUUGAGCAGAAAAUAGAAGAAAGGAGAGGGAGAGUUGGCAUGAACAGCAAGUCAGACAUAAAUAUAUAAGGCAUGCAAAUGAGUUGUUCCACGUGAUUUCUUACUUGAUAACGAAUGUGAAUAUUGGCAAUAAAAGUAAUUGUGACAAGCUUUUUUAGCCACAGCACCAUCUUCUGGAAACAAAACAGAAAAAAGGACAGGGAGGGUUGGCAGUGAGACAUUAGUCCAAAAGCAUCACUUUCAAGACAAAAAUGCAUGCAAAUUAGUUUUUCAAGUGACUCCUUACUUGAGAAAAAAUCUGAAUACUGGCUAUAAAGCAAAUUUUUUUGCCACAGCGCCCUCUGGCAGUUAAGACUCCUCCAGUGACGCUUCACAUUUUCAUGUCUCUUUCUGUUUAUCUCUGCUGUUUCUGGCCCUUUACUGUAAUCUAAUCUUGACUUUAUCCUCUCGUUGACCCCGUCCUUACCGCUCUGCAUCCUUCCAGGCCUGGGAGUUUAUGUCCAGAUGUCGUUUAGAAAUGAUAAAUAUGCUGAAAGAUGCAAAUGUAGAGCCAGAAUAUGAAGAUUUAGAUGUUUUAUGUGGACAGCAGUUCCAGUGACUAAUUUAAAGGAUCAUAUUUGUUGCAUAAGUGGUACACAUCCCAUGUGGCAGGCAUGUUUAGAGGAAAAGUUCCUUUUAGAAGGAGCCAGACUGGAGAUGGAUGACUCCAUAAAUAAUGCGAGAGAGAAAUGAGGGGCCUCUUUAUUAAUGAAUGGUCUUCGCCAAAAAUGUAUAGAUCAAGAGCCUUUCAGUCCAUAUGGCUUUUUUAUAAAUAAUACAGGAACGAUGUCACACACUUCCCCCUCAUCUUAUGUGAAGAGAAAAUAGCAGCGAGGCUUUAUUCUGUUUCCUAUAAAUCUUUGAGCCUCACUAAUUAUGACUUUUGUUAUCAGAGACUGCCCCCAAGGCCCUCGCCCGUCUUUUCAUUUCCUUUCCUGUGCUUCCUUCCUUGCCUCCCUGAGGAGACACUUACUCAUUCGCCCUCCUCACUGGGCUCCUAAUGAGUAUUAACUGCUAAUUGGGGUUUAAUCGAAUAAUGGAUUAGAACAUGCAUAAACACAGGAAUGUCACGUUUAUCUGCCAGUUGGUCUUCAUUGUUUGUGUGUGACUGUGUGUGGCCUUUUCUUACCAUUCUGCUUUUUGGUGACUCUAUUUGAGGACUUCCCAGGCAUCCCCAGAAUCUUUAGAUGCAUUUUUUUUUUAGAUCUAGUAAAGCCAAACUCUGUUAAAUUCUGCACAUACUAAGAAAUAAUGCUCAAUUUUGUUAGUAAAUUAAGAAUAUGUGUAUUAUUUUGCAUUGGUGUACAAAUGCAUGCCUUAUUUUC